AGGCACUUGAUCAAGAUUGUUCAAUAUUAUAUGGUACCUCAGAGGGCGAUGACAUUCUCAGCUAAUGGGACUGAAAAAAAUUGGACUCCAGUAAAGGAAAACUUACUGUAGCCUCUGGCAGCCUAUUUUUAUACAUUACUGUAAAACGGCAGAUGUCAACAUGGAGAACUCUGAGGUUGAAAUCAAAGCACGCAAUCCAGUGCCAGUGCAGAUUACAGUGCUGAGGGGCAGGAACUUGAAAGUAAGUAAAAUAGACAAUCCAGUGUCCUAUAUCCGUGCUGAGUAUAAUAACAUCCAUCUUGGAGACUCAGGGAAAUUGCAGGUGACUGAAGGUGAAAUAGAGUACAAUUUCACAACCAACUUUGAUUGCUCAUUUGAUGGAAUUCAAGGAUUGGACAACCUGGUGCAUAAACCUGUAAUUUUAACAGUUAUUGAAGUUUUGCCCAAGGAAAAGAAAAAAAAAGAUGAGAAGACUGUUAUAUUGGGCCAAGCUACAGUGGACCUCCUGCCUUUGGUUCAAGGAGAAUGUACGUUUACAAAAACCAUUACAAUCCACCCUUUAGGCGGAGCUCCUUUAGAACAAACUAUAUCAGAUGAAAUUAAGGCUCUGCUGGAUGUUACUGUGUCUGUCCCAGAACCUUUACUUUCUGAAGCCCAAUUAGAAGGGUCUAAUUUGCUGAGGGUCACUGCAGAGUCUGCCUAUUCUGUUCCUGAGAGCUGGAACCCCACUGGACCACAAUUUAAUUAUAUAGUUGCACUAUCUCUGCCAGCAGCCACUCAGAAGGACCUUCAUGUGGUUUUUUCUAAUGGGAUUUUGAAAGUUGCAGGAGAAAAAGAGCCCAGUGUGAGACCAAAGAGAUGGCCAGUAGGCAACAUAGUUGCACCUGGGGCUCAGAAUAUUGCAGAUUCCUUCAUUGAGGUUUGUCCGUAUGAAGAUGAGGAUGGGGAAUUAAAUAGCAAAGAGGACCGGGCAUUUAGAACAGAGGCAGAAAAUGAUAAGAAGCGGGUCACAUGGAACACUGAGCGACGCUGCUUUAUGGAGCCUGAGGCUUUGUUGAGUUUACAGAAGCAUGUAGCAGAGACAAGUUGCUUACCUGUGGAGAUCAAGCGUGUGCCAUUAGCUCCACCGGCUAAAGGAGGGAAAAGCAGUAAAACGGAUAAGACAGAGGAGGAGGGACCUAUUUCUUUCCAUGGAGUAGUGUAUGUAAAUAUGGCACCUUUACUGUAUCCAGGUGUGAGCAGGAUUCGAGGAGCGUACCCAAUAGCUGCUUAUAAUGAGGCUGAAAUAUUUGAAAAGACAAAACAUAAGAAGAGCUUGACUCGGGAGACACCUGGAGGGAAGGGACAGUCGCAACAUUCUAAAGUGGGCAUUAAUAAGUCUAAGGAUGAAAAGGCAACAAAAGAAGCCUUGAAGAAGAGCUUAGUAAAUGUGAAGUCACUUAUCACAGAACAUGGAUUAGAACCUGAAGCUUCAAGUUCAGCUAACGUGGAAGGAGAUCAAUACGUAGAGGCAAGGACAUAUAUUGUUCUGGAGUUUAGUCUGACAAAACCUUUGGUGCAGAAGCGACUUCGGGAGGAUCUGGCUAAUAGGAUUGCAGAGAUGAUACCUCCCCGGCCGUUAUUCCCUCGUAGGACAAGUGGAGCAGAUAAGGCUGUCACAGACUACCAUAAUCAGAUAAUCAAUGUGGCUAGGAUCAUCAUGGAUGAAUACCAGGAAAUGUUUGGACAGAAACUACUUGAAGGCAAACUCUCGCAUGAAUACCAGGAUCAAGAGGAGCGUAAACAUAAACUUAUAUUUGAGCUGAACACCUCAGGAAAAUAUUUUGCCUUCAAGGAACAGCUAAAGUAUGCAGUUGUAAAAAUUGUGCGAGAGAAAUACUUGCAGACAGUGGCCUUUGAGGAUAGAGAACAGCUUCAGACAUUCCUUAAUGAGCUGUAUAUUUAUUUGGUUGAUCAGAUGCACUGCUGCCUACACAAGAUGUUGCAUGUGGAUCCUCCAGAUCCUAUUCCAGAAUCAUUUCUUGAUUCUGCUCAAUUAAAACACUUUGCUAAAGAAGCUGAAGCGAACAAGAACUUUGAACUUGCAAGUAAAUACCACCUAGAGCGAUUGACACGUGACAAGUCUAAUCCUGAACACUGGUUCGACUAUGGUACUUUCUAUCUCUUGUUAAAUGACUAUGUCAAAGCAGAAGAAUGCUUCCGUGAGGCUGUUGCAGUAGACCAAGAGCACAUAAACAGCCUUAUCUUGUGUGGUACUCUAGCAUGCAUGAACGAACACUAUGAAGAAGCAGAUAAUUUCUUUGAGAGUGCCAGAUGCUUCGAACCAAACAAUAUAUUAGCUUGGACAAUGCAUGGAUUAUUCUAUGAAAGUCAGGAUCAGACAAUUCUAGCAGAAAUGGCCUUUUCAGAGGCAAAAAAGCUUCAAAUGGCAACUGAAACACUGAAGAAGUCUCUGGAUGAAGUAAUCAUUGAUAAGGCAAAGGUAACCAAGGUUACAGAAACUGAACCUGAGGAAGAUAAAGAUCCACAAAAUGCCCCAGUUCAAAGUGAACCUGUAAUUCCUGACACCAUUAGUGCACAUUCUAUUACAACCCCUGAAGAGAUGGCUACUGACACAGUUCCAAAAUCUGAUUCUUCAAUCAGCCAUAAAAGGAAGUCUAUUGAUAAAGAAGCAAAAAAAUCUAUUGAUGCCAUCGACACUUCCUUAACAGCAAAGCAACAAGAAGAACCAAUACCCAUUCCAACGACUGAACAGCCACCAAAAGGGACUAUUCCUGAAUUUACAAGAAGUAUUUACAUGCAAACAGCAAGGUUUCUAUUGGAGGUUAAUGCAUUGCAGUUUGUAUCAAGAGCUUUGGCACAUGAGCUAAUUUGCAGUGAAAGUGGGUUAAGCUGUGAAUAUCACGUGGUUCUGGCUCGACUUCAUAUGCAGCAGGGGGAAUUGGGAAAAGCGGAGGAAUGUCUUGCAGAAGCAGGACGAAUCAAUCAUCAGAAUCCAGAUCUAUGGGCUUUACUGGGACAUUUAAGCUACAUGAAAGAAGACUAUACUAAAGCUAAGGAAUAUUAUGCACGCACACUGUGUUAUGUACAUGAUGCAUUUAACAUGCAUUCUAUUUGCUUGAGACUAGGAUCCAUUUACCUGCAGGAAGACGAGCCUCAGUCGUAUAAGUCAGCCAAAUCUGUCUACCUCUUUGCCUCUCAGAGAGCACCAUCCUGCUUGACUUGGCUAGGAGUUGGCAUUGCCUGCUAUAGGCUUAAUGAAUUGACAGAUGCUGAAGAUGCUCUCUGUGAAGCAAAUAUCCUGUGUAAUUCAAAUGCAGACAUCUGGGGCUAUCUCACAUUGGUGUGCCUAAAGACAGGGAGAAAAUUGGAAGCAGAGCAAACCUAUAAGUAUGCAUUAAAGUUAAACCUUGAAGAUAAACAGCUCCUUGAAGAGAUUCAUCAGCUACAACAAACACUUGGCUUUGGAAACCCUGCACUCUAAAUCUGUUGAAAUCCUUCAGACCUGCAUUAGCCCUGUAAUUCAGCACUGUAAUUCAGCACUAUUUGACAGCCAACUAUCUUUUUUGUACCAAUUACCUUUAUAAUACAAUUUAAAGAGUUAAGAUUUUGGUUAAUGUAAAGCCUAUCUUGGAUAUAUAUACUUAAGUGUAUCCCAAAAAAAUGAA
Messenger RNA from Pristis pectinata (smalltooth sawfish), 3668 nucleotides. It is a transcript of the gene cfap70, whose product is annotated as cilia and flagella associated protein 70. Gene Ontology annotation, biological process: cilium assembly; cilium movement. NCBI's taxonomy places the organism in Eukaryota, Metazoa, Chordata, Chondrichthyes, Rhinopristiformes, Pristidae. Bases 161 to 3484 code for a protein of 1107 amino acids. The record is from RefSeq and is a predicted model, not a curated record. Gene Ontology annotation, molecular function: protein binding. Gene Ontology annotation, cellular component: extracellular exosome; motile cilium. The transcript has 28 exons.